AUGGAGGACGAAGAUGACGAUGGGGCCGGCUACGAGAGGCAGCAGGGCAAGGAGCGAGUCCCGAGCUCCGCCGCCUGGGCCCCGCCCCCUAUUACACAGCGAGGCCGCUCCACUACACCUCACGUUCGACCCGGGUGGCUGAGCUGCAAGCUGGGCCGGUGGCAGGGAGGCGGAGCGGCGAGCUCUCGCUGCACACUGAAAGAAAGUCGGCACACAAAAGAGAUUACUGCAUACACACGAGAGUCAGUACUGCUGCCCUGCUACUGCACUGACCUGCAGACCACACCAGAGAGACUCAUCUGGAAGAAACUCAACCCAAACUCACAUGAAUGGGAAGAGAUAUCCAGUGAGAGCGGUCAGUACAGGAACAGAGUUCAGCUGUUUAAUGGUCACUCUCCAGGAAAUCUCUCUCUACUCAUAUCAAACCUGACAGAAGAGGAUGGAGGAGAUUACACCUGUGAUGUUAAACAGAGUGAAUACAUCCUCAUCAGACUCACUGUAAAAGGCUGCACUCUGGUAAACAGUGACAAAACAUUGCUGAUCACAGCAGAUACAGGGGGGUCAGUACUGCUGCCCUGUUCCUGCACUGACCUAUACACCACACCUAAGAUAUCCACCUGGAACAAAUACAACAUAAAUGGAAAGGCAUGGGAAGUGAUAUCCAGUGAGAGUGAUCAGUACAGAGACAGAGUUCAGCUGGUUAAUGGUCACUCUCCAGGAAACCUCUCUCUACUCAUAUCACACCUGACUAAAGAGGACGGAGGAAGUUACAGGUGUGAUGCUAAGAAAAAUGGAUUCACAGACAUCAGACUCACUGUUGAAGGUAAAGCACUUGGUGCUGAACCUGCACAGUCUCUGCCCUUCGUCCCCUUUGCCUUGGUGACUGUGAUCAUUCUCCACAUUAUAGUAGCUGUGGUUUAUCACACCAAGAGAAACACAGUGCCAGAUGCUGCCAUGAUUUACUACAACAGCGCUGAUGAAGCAGUGAGCCUGUAG
Molecule: messenger RNA, 996 nt
Organism: Colossoma macropomum (tambaqui)
Lineage: Eukaryota; Metazoa; Chordata; Actinopteri; Characiformes; Serrasalmidae
Product: junctional adhesion molecule-like
Exons: 5
Coding region: 1-996 (331 amino acids)
Biological process (GO): negative regulation of T cell proliferation; cellular response to lipopolysaccharide; positive regulation of T cell proliferation
Cellular component (GO): external side of plasma membrane
Source: RefSeq, a predicted model, not a curated record